Penicillium expansum is the source of this 4326-nucleotide messenger RNA. Its product is annotated as NACHT domain protein. The record is from RefSeq and is a predicted model, not a curated record. Bases 1 to 4326 code for a protein of 1441 amino acids. Gene Ontology annotation, molecular function: protein binding. NCBI's taxonomy places the organism in Eukaryota, Fungi, Ascomycota, Eurotiomycetes, Eurotiales, Aspergillaceae. The transcript has a single exon.
AUGGUCGUGACUGCGAGGGAACCUUCCGAUAGCAGUCUGCCGUCCCUCUGGCAUAGCGCCUGCCAGGAUUAUGGCAGAGAAACCGGAAUUUCGUUAACAGAUGAGCGUUUCCCCAAAGUUCAGGGGCCUGAGGACCUGUCUCGCCAGCUAGAAUCCGAAAGGGACAACUUUGAAGAUUUUCGAAUGAAAAAACGGCCCCUUUUACAUGCAAUGCAGAUGGUUCUGGCGCCCUUUGAAAGCUGGGGUGACCUGAUCGCUGGUGCUGCCGCUGCAGCUUUCCCUCCAGCAUCAUCGAUCAUGGGUGCGAUGCUCCUUAUGAUCCGGGCGGCACGCAGAGUUAGUGACGCAUUCAACGUGAUCGUCGACCUAUUUCAGAAGCUGGGCAACAUUGCUCUGCGUCUGGACUCAUACAAGGGAGUCACCCCCAGUGAGGGGAUGAAAAUAAUCAUUGUGAAAGUGUUGGUUAAUUUCCUGAGAGUUUGCGCGGCGUCACAAAAGCUCUUGAGCCACGGUUCACUCAAGGCAAGAUUUUCCAAGUGGGCGAAGAAUAUACUUGUUGAGGAUACGUCAAUUAGCUCUUUGCUAGAUAAUCUAGAGGAGUUGACAAACCAGGAACAUAUGAUGGUUUCUGCUCAUGGGCUCAAUCUCACCCAUCAAGCUCUGCGAAAUACUGAGGAACUGCUCAAUAGAGACGAUGAUAGAAAAAACCGCGAGAGGCUGGAAAGGAUCAAAGCAGCAUUAGACCCAGUUUCUGCAUCGGGCCAGGUCUUCUCUUCCAUCACUCAGAAUCGCAUACCGGGAUCCGGCAGCUGGGUUGAAGAUAGGCUCCGGUCCUGGUGGCAAGGAUCGCAACCGCUCCUCUGGAUUCACGGUGGCCCUGGAGUAGGUAAAUCCCACCUGGCAUCCAAAAUCAUCACCGAAUUUUCAAACGAGUCAUCCGCGACCCCUGCGCCUGUGGUUGCCUCUUUCUUUCACAGGAACAACGAUGUCGACUUACGCUCCCUCAAUAAAGCUCUGCGAACCAUAGCAUGGCAGCUGGCCACGCAACAAUCUAGCUUUGCGGUGCAUGCCGAGGAUUUCUGCAUGAAAGAAGACCCGGAAAACAACUACGUCCUUUGGGAGAAACUCUUCUUAAACUACUUUACCGACGAUCCACCAGUAACUACAGCAUGUUUGGUGAUUGACGGCAUUGAUGAGGCUGAAACGGAAGAACAAGAUGUUCUUUUCAGUCUGCUGGAGAGUAGCUUCUUAGCGGAAGACGAUAUCAGCCGAACCUCCCCUUUACGAAUCGUGCUCCUUAGCAGGGAUUCCGUGCGCUCCAUGCUCGACGAGCAUUCGUUGAGCUGGAUUCCGGAGAUUGAAGUCGGCAAUAACGAGAACAAGGAAGAUCUCCACGAAUACGUCUCUCAGAAACUACAGAAGACCAAGCUGUUUCGUGGGUACCCUCAUUUACUCGAAGAAACUAUCGAGGAGAUCAGCCAGGAAGCCGAGGGCAUGUGGGAAUGGGCCACCCUUGUCAUCAGGGCUGUUUUGCGCUGUCGAACCAAAGAGCAGAUCCGGAAGGUGAUCAGGACAAUGCCGCGAGGGAUCAGCGCCAUGCUUCGUGAAGAACUGCAGCGUCUGAGCAAAGAACUGUCUGAGUGGGAAGAAUUGUCUGGCGAUGAGGCAUCAGAGCGGGACGAGCCUGCUUCACAGAUUCAGCAGUUGAACAUCUUGCUCUCAUUUGUCGCGUUGGCUCAAAAACCACUGACCGUGCGUCAGCUUGAAAUCAUUCUUGAGCUUAUCCUGAAGGAGGAGUUCAUGGGCCUUGAAGAUGAUAUCCGCACGCUUUACUCCUCUCUAUUUUACAUCAGAGCCAACGACGAAGACAAUUUUGAUGAAGAAGGUGACGUUGUAACUCUUCGGCAUAGCUCCUUUUAUGAAUUUUUUAGGACGUCUGCGGAGUCCGCACCAAUCCACGUCAAUGUCGAUCAAGCGGAAGUGAACUUCCUAUAUGUUUUUCUCUAUUCCCUCAAAGAGAACCAGACGCCAUAUUCUAAUAUAUGGAUAGGAUACCUGUGGGAAUAUGCUGAGAAGUUCAUACCAUCACACCUCACCCGUGCAAAUCCCGAAAAGGCGGGAAAUCUACGAGAAGAUAUCUCCACUUUGCUUGCGAGUCUGUUCAGAAACGAGCAAGAUAGGGAGUGGUCUCUUCGAGAAGUGGAUGUCCAGGGGUCUGCCUCGUAUUCGACCUACCCAUCGUGCGAUGUAUCAGAGCUCGGUUCCUACUGGCUUGACGCUCACGAUCAGGAUACUGCAAACAAGAGGGCUGAGGCUGUACUCCAUUGGCUUCUUCCAGAUUCAAAACAGAGCUUUGUGGAUCAAGCCCGAGCGUCAGCGAUGACAAGUGAUGCAUGUCCUUUCACGGUUCUCUUCUCACUCAUGGUAGCGCGCUGGAUCCAACGCUGGCUAGAGCCAGAAGAAAUCAAGCAUGAUGAUGGAUUGCCUGCUGUCGCCCCCGCCAUUUUGACAGUAUACAAUACGAUGGAAAAAGGAAUAAAGGAGUCUGAUGCGGGCAGUCUAACAUCAAAGGUAUCAGACGUAAUGUGGAAUGACAGAGAUCCUACCAAGGUCUUGAUUCCUGCCCAAUCACAAAAGCUUCAGCAGACAGCCAUGUGGCAUGCGCGAGUUGCUCAGGCGCUGCUCCUGAAAAAUUGCUUUGUGCAAGCGCUUGAGCAUUUUCAAGUUUCGCUUGACAAAAAUCACGCAACUCCUACAUUCAGCACACAGUCCCUGUUUGUCAUCCACAGAGACAUGGCUCGUGCAUAUACCCAGCUCGUGAUGCACAAAGAGGCAUUAGAGCACCUUGAAUUAUCAGAGUCCCUGCGGAGCACCUUCGAGGAGGAUGAUUCCCGCGAUGAUCUUAUCGAUGGCUUGCUAAAUAAAGCGCAAAUGAAACACCAUGCAAAAUUGACAGAUGAUGCAAUCGCAACCGCAGAGGAAGCCUGGAAUCUGUUGCUGGAAAGGAGAGGCAAGCACGAUGACGACUUUUUCCCCUUCCUCUCGAUCUUCCUGGAACUGAACCAAACGCACCGUCUGCGGUCCGUGCUUGACCUUGCUUUCACUCAUUUUGAGGAGACAGCCGACAGCAGAGGUUUAUUUCCGGAUUUUGAGCGCUUCAUCCUCGGGUGUUCCGUGAUGAAUCCUCGCAUAAUAUAUAGGGUCAUUCACUAUGCCCUAACCCCCCAAGAUCAGGAUUAUCUUGAUCUUACCACCGGAGCCUUGAAAAAAAUCGACACUCAACCUUAUAGGCCCGAAGAACUCAGAUUUCUCCUCGCAACAGCAUUAUUUGAAAAGGGGCGAAGAGAUGUAGGGGUACAGGGUUGGUAUGAGACUGCCUCUCUCUCUUCAGUCUCCCCCAGUGUGCGGAACAAGGCCUGUAGAAAGCGGUCAAUAGCCAAAAUAACUGCCUUGUGCCUGGAAGAUGCCGAUAUUCCUUUCUGGGAACGGCCUGCAUUGAUUCUGAACGAAAAUAGCGAACUCGGCGACAUAUGUCUGGUCCUCUCGAGCUGGCUCCGGGCACGUAGGGAUAUCACAAAUGCCAGAGAUGUUCUCCGCUGGUGUGUCAAAGAGUGUUUCUCGUUGCUAUCAGACGAUGAUCCUUCAAAUGACAUCAAUGCCUUUGUGAGACUUUUCAGGGUAUCCCUUGCCGUUACUCAUAGCGAUGAAGACCUUGGGGCAGCGUUAUACUUGAUCAAGCAACACACAGAGCCACGAAGGAGAGUGGCUUACAACAGGACAGUUGCUACCGAAUUAUCAGACGAUGAUGCGCAGCUUGAAGUUUCCAGCACACUCCAAAAUGUACAAUUGACAGCUGACGAGGAUCAAUGUUUGGAUGGUGGCACCGACGAUCAUAUAGACGAUGCCUUGUAUACUGGCAUCGUAUGCGACCUCUGUACCGAGUGUUCGAGCUGUAAGCGGGAAAUUGGGUCCGUCCACCACUGGUAUUUCUGCCGCUCUUGCGCGUUGUCGACACUUUGUUGGCGAUGUUACCGCCAGUGUGAGUCGGGUGAUCUAUCCAAGAUCCCUGGUAUCUGCGAUCCUGAGCACAAAUUCUUCUAUACUGGCCCGCUUCUUCGGCCUUCUGAACGCGUGCCCAAAGGCAUGGUGCCCUUGAUUUCUUCUGAUGGGGCAAAAGAAAUCAUCAGGAUAGAAGAAUGGAAGGAUAGGCUUGCAGAGAAAUGGGAGACCGCGGAUUUUACGUUUGAGGGUGGGCUAUCAGCUUGGUGCAUGCGUGUUCUUCCAGAACCGCAGAGGACUCGGUGGGCUACAUUCUUCCAGACAUGA